Molecule: messenger RNA, 2778 nt
Organism: Melampsora larici-populina 98AG31
Lineage: Eukaryota; Fungi; Basidiomycota; Pucciniomycetes; Pucciniales; Melampsoraceae
Exons: 6
Coding region: 1-2778 (925 amino acids)
Source: RefSeq, a predicted model, not a curated record
AUGACUUCUUCUCGAUCUGAUUUUGAUUCAGCAGUCGUUGGGGUUGGUGAUCAUUCUCAGCAGCCAGAUACGUUGACAGAGAAAGUAGAUCGAUCUAAGAAUGGAUGGGAAAUGUGGGUAGCUGAUGAGAAUUUGAUGAACGAAUUACAACCAAAUCAUCAUAGAAAAUCAACUUCAAUCUCUUCUCAACCUUCUCCAUUACCUUCUCCAUUAUUACCAUCAAAGCAAAACAGCAACAACAACAACAAGAACUUCAACUUCAACUUCUCUCCUAAUCAGAUUCAGUCUAUCUCAUCUCCUAAUCAAACUAACAUCUCAGCAGUCAAUCAAGAACACAAUCUGUCACCAUCAUCACCAAAUCAAUCAAACUUCAAGACUGCCACUGCAAGUAAUCAAAGCUUUUCACCUACCAACACAACUCAACUUCAACUUGAUCCAAUCUCUUCUCCUAUCACUCAACAAGCUACCUCUCCAAAGAUGAAUUCAACUCGUUAUUCAACUUCUGCUUUACCACCUCAAGCUUCAUUUGUCGAUAAGAAUCAAAACUUAACCGAACCUAUCACUAAAUCUCCUCAACCUCAUCUCGAUUCAAUCAAUGCUCCUUAUACUCAUGCCUUUGAACUUAAUGAUCAAAAAGUCACACGUGUCACUCCUCUUACUUCAUCUGGAUGGUCAAUUCCUAAUUCUCAAUCGAUCAUCAGACCUUUACCUCUUCCAAUCUCAGUUCCUCAACCUACUCCAAUCUCAGUUCCUCAACCUUUACCAGUGGCUGAAGUGUGUGUAGAAUGUAUGAUGAGAGAUCGUGAUAUGGCUGAUGUCGAUGUACUCGGUCCUGGGGUUUGGGAAAGGAAGAGUGAUGCGGAUUUUCAAGAUGCGAUGGCUGCUGAAGCUCAACUUGAUGAAACAGAUGAACUGGAAAGUCUCAAGUCUAGAAGCAACGGUGGAAUCACAAACACUUCAAGAGAAGGUUCAAGUCUCUGUAACGAUUCUUUGUCUAGUGGACUCCAUCGAACAAAUCGAAAGAAACGUUUAGGAUUCGGUUCACCAUUAACUCAACCUGCUCUCAAGACCUGGACUUCAAUCAAUCCACCUGCCGCUUCACAUCGAUGGCGUACACUACAAUUAUACUUGAAAGAGCAAGCACAUUAUCUAGAGUUGGAACACAAGGCUAAACUCACCACUCAAGUUGAAAACGAACGAGUCGAACAAGCGAUUCGGACUAGUUUACAAAACAUUGAUCAACUUCGAUCAAGUCAAGGAUCGAUGGGUGAAAAGACACUUCCGAUCCUUAAUGGAGUUCAUCAUAAGAAUCGAAAUCCAAGUCGACAGUCUACUAUCUUAUCUAAUGGAAUGAUGCUCGAGACGGUGGAUAUUUCGAAAGACGAGAAAUUGGCGGCUUCUAAAGGUCGUGCAAGUGAAAGUAAAAACCGACAUUCUAUCUCCAGUAGACGGUUUUCUAGUGCAUCAGCCACACGUAAUGGAUUCUCUCAAUCACCAGUCACUCCACUUCAUGCUUCACCCUCAUUUGGAACUUACAAUAAUAGUACAGAUAUGUUAGCCAACGUUCCGGUCUCAGCACCCCACUAUUUAACUUCAAGUGGAUCAGCAUCACCAAGACCCCCAUCACCUAGUCGAUUUAGUGUUCGAAGUGGAUUUGCAGAGAGUAUGGGAAGACCGUUUUCAAGAUGGAGUCGGAAUCGAAGAAGUACAUCCCAAUCGAUUUUAUCCUUUGCACCAUCUGGUUCGAUGAUUGAUAUGCAUAUCGGAUUAUCACAUGAUCGACAUAAUAUGUCACAAACCGAAUUAACAUCACCUCAAUUAUUUCCCAAUCAAUCGAACACAUCAGCUGUGAUCUUAACACCUCCACCCACAUCUUCUGCUAGACAGAAAAGUCGAUCUAAGAAAGCCUUGAAUGGAUUCUUGAUGAAAUUAGGUAUCAAACGACAUAAGUCUACAGAUGCAGUUAGAGUGAAUCCAACCCAACUCACGAAUCAUGAUGAACUUGAUAACGAACCAUUAGCACCACCCCCAUCACUUUCACUUUUAGCAAGAGAACAACAAUCAUCACAUCGAAGAAACCCAUCUUGUUUAUCGUUACCUAAUCAACGAUUACCUUUAAGAUCGGCACAUCAUUCUAAUGGAUUAACAUCACCGAUUUCACAAACUAAUGGAUCUAGAUCACCUAAUAACAAUUUAUACUUUUCAACUAUCACAGAUGAUGAUGAUGAAGAAUUGAUUGAUGGACCAUGUCUACCAGUAUCGAAUUUUCCAAAUAGGAGAGGAUCUAAAUUAAGUCGACAUGAAGAACUUUCAACAUAUCCUCAAGAAACAACACAAGAAGGAUGUUCAAGAAGUUCGACGACUGGUGUUCCAUUUGAAAAUGGAUCUAGAUCACAUGAACUUGAAGAAACAAAUCAAGAAGAAGUUCAAAAGAAUCCAAUGAAAUCUUCUAAUGGGAAAAUCUUUAAACAUCAUUCGAUUCAAAAACUUAUGUCGAAAUCUAUGUCGAUGCUUACAUCUUCUACACAACAGAAUCAUAGAAGACAAUCAGUUUCAUCUAAUCUGACUUCUCAAACUCAAGUUUUAAAUGCAAAUCAACAUCAGAAUCUGGGAACCAAUGAAGAAGAAAGAAUGAGUUUUUCGAAUGAGAAUGGAAUGAAUGGGAUUGGAAUGAAUUUGAAUGAGAAGAGUAGAAGAUCGGAUACUACUACACCUACGAGUACUACUACUUCUUUGAAUAAUCUUGCUGGGAAUGGGAAUGCUAGAAUUGGAAGUUGA